This is a messenger RNA of Lotus japonicus, 2155 nucleotides long. Its product is annotated as synaptotagmin-1-like. Gene Ontology annotation, molecular function: lipid binding. Gene Ontology annotation, cellular component: endoplasmic reticulum. The transcript is spliced from 12 exons. NCBI's taxonomy places the organism in Eukaryota, Viridiplantae, Streptophyta, Magnoliopsida, Fabales, Fabaceae. The coding region runs from base 259 to 1875 and encodes 538 amino acids. The record is from RefSeq and is a predicted model, not a curated record.
AUGCUUUGCUUUCUUCACCAGUCAAUCACUCACUCUUCAUCAAUCCAUUGCUUCUCCUCUCUUCGACCGUUUCGUUCAAUGCUUGCUGCCCCACCACAACCCAUUGCUUUUCCGUUCAGAUUCUCUUCCCAUUUAAACCCCCUCAAUUCUUCCAAAUUCGUUUUCACUCCCAGUUUCACAAUGUUGAGGUGAACAAGUAGCAGUAGUAAUUGCAGAGAGAAAAGAGAGAUCUGGGGUUUGGGUUUAGGUUUUUGAGAAAUGGGUUUCUUCAGCACCAUUUUAGGGUUUUUCGGAUUCGGAGUUGGAAUCUCCAUUGGUCUUAUCGCUGGCUAUUUUCUCUUCAUCUACUUCCAACCCACCGAUGUUGAGGAUCCGAAAAUCAAGCCACUGGCGGAGCAAGACGCGGAGACGCUGCUACGAAUGCUCCCUGAGAUUCCGCUUUGGAUUAAGAAUCCAGAUUUUGAUCGACUUGACUGGCUGAACAAGUUUGUGGAAUAUAUGUGGCCUUAUCUUGACAAGGCAAUUUGUAAGACUGCCAAGAACAUUGCAAAACCCAUAAUUGCUGAGCAGAUUCCUAAAUAUAAAAUUGAUUCUGUUGAGUUUGAGACGCUCACUUUGGGAUCCCUGCCGCCAACUUUUCAAGGAAUGAAAAUUUAUAUGACUGAUGAGAAGGAGCUAAUUAUGGAGCCUUCUGUAAAAUGGGCGGGAAAUCCUAAUAUCACUGUUGCUGUUAAGGCAUUUGGGUUGAAAGCAACCGUUCAGAUCAUGGAUUUGCAAGUUUUCCUUUUGCCCCGCAUUACUUUGAAGCCUUUGGUUCCUAGCUUUCCUUGCUUUGCCAACAUCAAUGUCUCUCUCAUGGAAAAGCCACAUGUUGACUUUGGACUAAAGCUUGUAGGGGCUGAUCUUAUGUCUAUUCCUGGCGCCUACAGGAUUGUUCAGGACCUCAUCAAAGAUCAGGUUGCAAACAUGUAUCUAUGGCCCAAAACCCUGGAAGUUCAAGUAUUGGAUCCAGUAAAAGCUAUGAGGAGGCCUGUUGGAAUUUUACAUGUAAAGGUUGUGCAAGCGAUGAAGUUAAAGAAGAAAGAUCUUCUUGGUGCAUCUGACCCUUAUGUGAAGCUGAAGCUUACUGAGGAUAAGUUGCCAUCGAAAAAGACUACUGUAAAGCACAAGAACUUAAAUCCAGAAUGGAAUGAAGAAUUUAAUAUGGUAGUCAAAGAUCCAGAGUCCCAGGUUUUACAGAUUAAUGUUUAUGACUGGGAGCAGGUUGGGAAGCAUGACAAGAUGGGUAUGAAUGUGAUCCCUUUAAAAGAAGUUUCCCCUGAAGAGCCUAAACGUGUUACUCUUGACCUCCGAAAAACUUUGGAUCCCAAUGAUGUUCAAAAUGAGAAGUCACGAGGGCAGAUUGUUGUGGAAUUGACUUAUAAACCUUUCAAGGAGGAGGAGCUGGGCAGGGGAUUUGAUGAGACACAGACAGUGCCGAAAGCACCAGAAGGUACUCCAGCUGGUGGAGGUCAGCUUGUAAUAAUAGUCCAUGAAGCACAAGAUGUUGAAGGGAAGUACCACACUAAUCCACAUGUCCGUCUUAUUUACAGAGGAGAUGAGAAAAAGUCUAAGCGCAUAAAAAAGAACAGGGAUCCAAGAUGGGAAGAGGAGUUCAAAUUUAUGGCGGAGGAGCCUCCCACCAAUGACAGAUUACAUGUGGAGGUUGUCAGCACUUCAUCACGAAACCUGCUCCAUCAGAAGGAAUCAUUGGGUUAUGUCGACAUCAAUCUUGGGGAUGUUGUUUCUAACAAAAGGAUCAAUGAGAAGUACCAUCUUAUAGACUCCAAGAAUGGUCGCAUUCAGAUAGAGUUGCAGUGGAGAACUUCUUCAUAGGCAUGGUGGCGAAAUUCUCCAUAGAUCUGUACUUCUGUUUCCCCAUUUUUUUUUCUUUCUUACUCUUCUUUUAAAACUGAGUCUUUCAUGCCAGUGUAAGGAAACUGUGAGAGGGCAUUACUUGUGUUCUUCUCGUGAGGUAGAUUGGUUUUAUUUGUUAAUCAUGUACAUGCUUGUGAUAAAAAAGGAUUGAAAUAAGAAAGUCAUAGAUAUGAAUUAUGAUAUGAUUUGGUUUGAACAUAUACAUUUUAUGAGAUCAUUAAAUGUGACCAUUGCGAUA